UUUGUUUGUGGCCCAAGCUCCCGCCUUCAGUCCAUUCCAGCCCCCUCGAUUAGGGCACAAUAGAAAGGCAACGCACGUUCGCCCGCCCGCCGCCGGCUUCUACACGCCCGUUCCUAUCGGUGUUCUUGAUCGCCUCGACGCUGCGACUGGAUUCCCCGCGAUUGCGCACCUCUGCGACAACUAUUUGCGACGCGACUCGAGACGCGCUUUGGACGCGCUGCGGCUCCCCCACCGUCCCACACGCACCGCUUUCACCCUCCACCCGGCAAAGCUCCACACACCACAUCCGCAAUGGCGCCCAAAUCGCCCGCAAAAACGCCUGGCCGCAAGAACAAAGCCCGCCCCUCGCGCGGCGGCUCGCGCGCAUCCACUGGGUCGAGGCGCGAGAGCGGGAAAAGACUCGGCGCACCGGGUCCAGCGCCGCAGCGCACGAAGCGAUAUAAGCCGGGAACUGUGGCGCUGCGGGAGAUCCGGAAGUACCAGAAGACGACAGAUAUGCUGCUGCUGAAGCUGCCCUUCCAACGCCUGGUCCGCGAGAUCGCCCAGUCGGUCACUGGCGAGGACGGUCCCAACAGGUGGCAAUCACAGGCCCUUGUCGCUCUGCAAGAAGCCACUGAGGCCUUCCUCGUUAACCUCUUCCACGACGCGAAUCUGUGCGCUAUCCACGCCAAGCGUGUCACUAUUCAGCAAAAGGAUAUCCAGCUCGCGCGACGCCUACGAGCAGCCUGGGGCGCGCCCGUGUGAGGCAGCAGGUAGAGACGAAAAGGGGGCGUGGAAAGUCCAGUAUUCUCGUGUGAUCUAGUAGCGAACGCCCACUCAGCAUCGAGCAUUGAAGACCUAGGAUCAUCAGAGACUUAGAAUCUGAGU
Boeremia exigua is the source of this 867-nucleotide messenger RNA. Its product is annotated as histone H3. Bases 292 to 744 code for a protein of 150 amino acids. Lineage: Eukaryota; Fungi; Ascomycota; Dothideomycetes; Pleosporales; Didymellaceae. Gene Ontology annotation, molecular function: structural constituent of chromatin; protein heterodimerization activity; DNA binding. The record is from RefSeq and is a predicted model, not a curated record. Gene Ontology annotation, cellular component: nucleosome. The transcript is spliced from 2 exons.